Penicillium longicatenatum is the source of this 270-nucleotide messenger RNA. RefSeq lists its product as uncharacterized. The transcript has a single exon. The coding region runs from base 1 to 270 and encodes 89 amino acids. Lineage: Eukaryota; Fungi; Ascomycota; Eurotiomycetes; Eurotiales; Aspergillaceae. The record is from RefSeq and is a predicted model, not a curated record.
AUGGCGACAGUCCGCCAGAGCGCUGCCAACCAUGCGUCUCAAAUCAGUCCGUACUGUGCCAAUCUCGCUUGCGUACCCGCCCAACCUGUUGCUGGGCUUGUUGCCGUUCCCCGAGAGGAACCCACGCUGCCUGGGGAAAUUCAGCCGCUCUCGCGUCCCCUGAGCCCCACACCAACUGCCGUCAUUGACCCUGGAAGCCCCGCUCUCCCUCGAUCUCUACCAGCCGACUCGACCUAUAUAUUACCAGAUGGCCAGAUGGCCUACCUGUGA